AUCCAUCGCAAAAUGUUGCUUUACCAAUGGUUUCCAAUCAUGCAUUGCUCCUGGCUAGCUGGCACCCGGCCCUCAAGCCCAGGAGUCCGAAUCGUGCACGGCAUUCUUUGACACCUGACCAAUUCUCAUAGAAUCAAUUUCACUUUUUUCCAACUAAGCAAUCGAAUCAAGAACAGAAUAAGCUUCAGCAAGCAAGAACUAACUAAUCAAGAAGCAAUGAUGUUUGAACGCCCCAGCCUAGUCCGCAAGAGACUCGCAAUGCCAAGCAGCUACGCUGUUCCGAAAGGAGUGGCAAUGGAACAAUUGGUUGAAUAUGGAGGCCACUAUGAGCUCCAAAAGUCCUGCCCCAAAGAAAUGAUGGCGCUCCUAUCCCGAACCAAAGCACAGGAGACCUACAGCAGGUUUAUGGAUUGCAUUUUCAAGGACAAAUCAACUCGUGUGGGUCUGUUUGGAAGGUGGGACUUGGAUCGGUUUGCGGCCGUCAUGGAACAGUUCGAAGCGGAAUUUGCCCUCCAUGGGAUCAAGGUUGUGCUAUGCGAGCUCCAAAUAUCAAAGAGCUCCUAUCUGUGGCUGGAAUACAUUGAUCUGGGCGUCAAUGACCACUACGUCCCUCCCUACAAUGUCGCGAACCAGUCCUCCACGCAGGAAAUCAAGACCCACUCUAGUCAGCUCAAGUUCCCAAACGGGGUAGCGAUCGAGCAGUUUGGGUACGGCCACAAGCAACUGGAGGAACAGGCAAGUCCUGAUCUGGCCGCCCUGCUGAAAGAACGUGGUCUGAUGACAGAGUACAACAAGAUGGUGGAUCAAUGCAAUGAAUUUGCAUUCCGUCGGGGUUAUGGGGACGUUCGCAAACUGAGGGUAAUUGUCUUACAGUACCAGGCUGCCUUCGCGGCCGAGGGGAUUGAUAUUUUCAUUUGCCAAAAGAAAGAGACUGUAGUUUGCAAAACUUGCAUCUUUCGAUGGCUGGAGUUUGUAGAUCGGUCCCAACAACCUGAUUACCGGCCCCUUGACUGUUAUUACCAGCCCCCAAUUGCUGGCCUGCGGUUUGGAGGAAAGGUGUCCAAAAACAAGAAUUCUCCAGCUAGAAGGCCCUAG
Seminavis robusta is the source of this 1095-nucleotide messenger RNA. The record is from the annotation of a GenBank genome assembly. NCBI's taxonomy places the organism in Eukaryota, Bacillariophyta, Bacillariophyceae, Naviculales, Naviculaceae.